AUGGAACCGCAUAUAUAUAAACACCCCGCACAGCACCCUCGGGACAUGGACAGAUACGCGACCAUGAAAGUCUGCCUCACACUCACCGUUCUCCUCCUGAUCGCUUUCGCCGGUGUCAACGGACGUGAGUUCGUGAUGCUUAAUUUCAUUCUUCGUGAUCUUUGGCUUUGCUCAUCAGCGACGUUCUGAGUCGACGACGAAGGUGAUAUUUACUAUCAAAUAGGUGAGAUAUGCUAUCGAACCGGUCACGAUUGUCGGUACGACUAUGAAUGCUGCGGUGGCGACUGUGCCUGGUACGGCGCGUGUCGAUAA
Molecule: messenger RNA, 312 nt
Organism: Mesocestoides corti
Lineage: Eukaryota; Metazoa; Platyhelminthes; Cestoda; Cyclophyllidea; Mesocestoididae
Source: the annotation of a GenBank genome assembly